This is a messenger RNA of Hypanus sabinus (Atlantic stingray), 637 nucleotides long. Its product is annotated as C-type lectin-like. The record is from RefSeq and is a predicted model, not a curated record. Lineage: Eukaryota; Metazoa; Chordata; Chondrichthyes; Myliobatiformes; Dasyatidae. The transcript is spliced from 6 exons. The coding region runs from base 26 to 571 and encodes 181 amino acids.
GAGAGAGAGGUCUGAGGGAAGAAACAUGAUGCUGAUGCAGGUUUUGGUGGUGAUCACACUGCUUGUCAGUGAUGUGGCAGGCUCAAUUCCUACCGAACACAAUGAGAAUGACCCCUUGGAGUUGCUCGAUCGAUGGAGCUUACCUCAACUAACCCAAGGACGUUGUGAUGAAAACUGGUAUUAUUAUCCUGAUGUAGACUCCUGUUAUCGGUAUUACAGUCACCAAAAGACAUGGAAAGAAGCUGAGGAGUUCUGCAAUCAACUCCCUCAUUAUGGAAAUCUGGCAACCGUGACCUCAGAUGAACACAACGCUUUCAUUUCUAGGGUGAUCAGUGCUGUGAAUAGUGGGAACCCAUGGGCGUGGAUUGGCCUGAAUGACAUAUGGCAGGAAGGGGAUUUCACAUGGAGUGAUGGAACAUGCUACAAUUAUAGAAAAUGGGGUCCCAAUGAACCCAAUAAUCAUGGCAAUGAAGACUGUACACACAUUCAUUUUUUUUCGGGUUCUGAAAAGUGGAAUGAUUUUCCCUGUGACAGGAGUCAUGGUUUUGUUUGUUCGUACAAACUGCACUGAGAUUGGAAGACUCCAGAACCAUCCUCUCAUGAUUUCAAACAGUGGAUUCAGUGCCUGAUUUCUUUG